AUGGAGAUUACCACUCAGGGACGGAUUGUGCACCGGAAGGACCUGGACCCCACAACAGUCCGGGAGUUGCGUUCGAGGUGUACUGCAGUUGGUGUAGUAGACCCAUUCACUCAGGUUCCGCCUAGAAUCUGCUGCCUGCGGUCUCUGCCGGACGGCCGCCUAGCCUCCCCCCUGCAUGUUCCUCUUGACUCCCUGCGCCUCCCGGAGGCUACAGACGUUAGGCCGCAGCCAGAGCCUCUCUCAGACUUUCCGGCUUUCGAGGGCCGUUUAGACAUCAGCAGACGCCAGCAGGAGGCAUUCGAUGCCGUUUUAAAGGCACUUUCAGAGAAGGGUGCUGGAGUGCUCUCCAUUCCCGUCGGUUUUGGUAAGACCACCGUAGCAAUUGCAAUUGCAUGUCAUUUCAAGGUUAAGACCCUGAUUGUUGUGCACAAAACGGCUCUACUUGACCAAUGGGUUGAGAGGAUCCAGACCUUUGCACCGGGUGCCAGGAUAGGCCGAAUCCAAGGGCCACUGGUUGAUUGCGAGGACAAGCACUUUGUAGUGGGAAUGCUGCAAUCCCUUAGCACAAAGGCAUACGACCGAAAGGUGCUCGACAGCUUCCAUUUGGUCACACUGGACGAAUGCCACCACGUUGGUGCUCCAAUUUUCUCGAAGGCCUUUGACCGUUUAUGUGUCCGUUACUCUUUGGGCCUCUCUGCCACCCCUGAGAGAAAGGACGGCUUAAAGGACGUCAUCAGCUGGUAUCUAGGAGAGGUAUGCUUCAAAGUGGAGCGAAAGGAUGCCUCCACGGUCGUGGUUGAGCGAAUGAAGUACGAGAGCCCCACUUACUCUCGAGAGAUUCCCACUUUCCCCAACGGCCAGCCGGCCCUCUAUAGAAUGAUCGAGACGCUCUGCUCGGACCAACGGCGCAACAGCUUGCUGGUCGAGAAGGCUUCUUCCAUCACGCGUGAUAAGAGCGUCUCUCUCUUGAUCCUUUCUGAACGGAGGGCACAUUGCGCAGAGCUUAAGGAGGCUCUUUGCAAGCUGCACAUCAGCGCAGGACUGUUUCUUGGAGGUUGCAAAAAGGAGGAGCUCGAGGCAGUCGCUCAGGAGUGCCAGGUCAUCUUGGCAACAUAUUCGAUGGCAGCAGAGGGCCUGGAUAUUUCAAGACUUAAUGCUUUGAUUCUGGCAACCCCCAAGGGCGACGUGCGGCAGUCUGUGGGGAGGAUCAUGAGGAGCACUGGUGCCACGGCACUGAUAUGGCCCAUCAAUAUCCUCAAAAUCAAACCCAAACAAAGGGUGCCGACUGCCGCAUUGCCGCACCGCAGCACCGGCAUACGACUGAAGGAAGAGCAGUGGGUCUACGCAAUCAAGUGCAACUCGAGGUUCUAUCGAAGCACACACCUUAUGGACUCAAUCUCCAUGAGCUCCGUAGUCGUAUUCCAGAAGCAAUGCGUCGCGGAGCGCAUGCUGAAUGAUCUCCGCUACAUCACGGAUAUCAGGGGGGUCGACUGCCGUCCUACGCAAUUGAUAAUGCAAACUUCCGUGCAUGCGACCCAUGUGAAUGCUCCCCUUCCAGAGGGUGCCAUCCUGGAGAUCUAUCCCACCAUGGUUGGCAUUAUUGCUGAGUACCCGCAUUCCAACUGCCUCGACCUCGACAUCAUCACUGGAGAUGCGGAUGUAGAAGGCACUAGCAAGAUCGAGGACUUUCGAAGGGGGGAGAACACCUUCCGGCUGGCUCCCUACAGCCACACCUUCGAGGCCACUGUCUUGGGACCCAAAAAGCCGGCCAUGAAGGCCAAACGUUACUUGACAAGACGCAAGACCGGAAAGGUGACUCAAGUUUGCAGUGUUUCACGGGUGAACGAGCUUGCAGAGUAA
Klebsormidium nitens is the source of this 1860-nucleotide messenger RNA. Lineage: Eukaryota; Viridiplantae; Streptophyta; Klebsormidiophyceae; Klebsormidiales; Klebsormidiaceae. The record is from the annotation of a GenBank genome assembly.